CGCAGGUUCAGUCCCGGAGUCCGGAGGACCCGCGCUCAGUCUUCCUCGCACCUUCACUCCUGGCCGAGUCUCCAGCUGGCGGCAGUGCAGUGGCAGGGUCCGACCAGCGGGCGAUCCUGGAGACCGGCGGCCUCGGGCGCCUUCACGCUGAGAGCGGAUAAUGCUGUGAGGCUGCUCCGCGCCAGCCCACUCGGAGGAUCUGCGCGUAACAGGCUAGGACUGCGUGCGCCCUCGGAGGCGUCGGUGCGGGGCGCCGAGCCCCCGGGCAGCGGCUGCGAUCUUUGGGGGCUGCUGGUAUAUUCAUGUUGUGGAAGGGAUUGGAUCUUGUAACCAGCUCAUCAGAAAGCCCCACUUGGCUGUAACUUCCGGAGGGAGGGUCUCUCCAACCUUCACCUCCAUUCACGGCCACUUCUGAAGCUACUUGAGGAAAAUGGUGUGACAGUUCCUACCGGAAAGGAUUGUCGGAAACAUAUAACCUCUGUGAAGAAAGUGGCCCUUUUUCCCUUUUGCAGAAGUGACAUUCUCAAAUUCCAAAAUGCCAGCCAAGACCCCAAUUUACCUGAAAGCUGCCAAUAACAAGAAAGGAAAGAAAUUUAAAUUGAGGGACAUUCUGUCUCCUGAUAUGAUCAGUCCUCCGCUCGGAGACUUUCGCCACACCAUUCACAUUGGCAAAGAGGGCCAGCACGAUGUCUUCGGAGAUAUUUCCUUUCUCCAAGGAAACUAUGAGCUUUUACCUGGAAACCAGGAGAAAGCGCACCUGGGCCAGUUCCCUGGUCAUAACGAGUUCUUCCGGGCCAACAGCACCUCCGACUCUGUGUUCACGGAGACGCCCUCCCCUGUGCUCAAAAACGCCAUCUCCCUCCCGACCAUCGGAGGGUCCCAAGCACUCAUGUUACCCUUAUUGUCACCGGUGACAUUUAACUCCAAACAGGAGUCUUUUGGGCCAGCAAAGCUUCCCAGGCUUAGUUGUGAGCCUGUCAUGGAGGAAAAGGCUCCUGAGAAAAGCAGCCUGUUGGAGAACGGGAGGGUCCACCAGGGAGAUGUCUCAUGGGGCUCCAGCGGGUCCGCAUCGCAGUCCAGCCAGGGCAGGGACAGCCACUCCUCCAGCCUCUCCGAACAGUACCCCGACUGGCCGGCUGAGGACAUGUUUGACCAUCCCACCCCGUGCGAGCUCAUCAAGGAAAAGACUAAAUCAGAGGAGUCCCUCUCUGAUCUCACGGGCUCCCUCCUCUCCCUGCAGCUCGAUCUCGGGCCCUCAUUUUUGGAUGAGGUGCUGAAUGUCAUGGAUAAAAAUAAGUAACAGGACACCUCCAGCAAUUUCUUUGGGAUAAAAGAUUAAAAAAAAAAAACAAACAGACACCCAACAACAGUGAACCACCGUUGAAGAGAAGAGCUUCGCUGGCUGUAUUUGCAGUUAUGUGAUGGGUUUUCUAAAAUAAUGUUCCUACAAAGUAUUUUUUUACCUUCUAUAUCUUAUUUGCAAAAACAGUUAAAGAAAAAAAAAAAAAAAGACCUGUCCUGGCAAAAAGAGAGAGUGAGUCAAUCAGAACCCAUUUUAAGCAGGCACGGCUGAUGCUCAGCUCACAUUUUUUUGCUUGUAGACACAUAGGAAUCUGUCUGGGCCAGGAUGGGCAGGAGCUACGAAGGGCUGCUGAGUCACAGGAACUUGACAAUACUCCAGCGUUUUCUGAGCAAGAGGAAGUCAAAAUUUAUUUAACACCUAAGCCUUUUUUUCUAGACUCUUUUCUAUAUUAUGUUGUUUGGGCUCACCAUAGCAGAUUCUUCAGUGUUAAAACUUUUCUCUGUUUUCACAUUUGAACAACUUUAUGGGUUUGGGGGAUUUUUCUUGUAGCUAUUAUAUCUCUCUAUAUAAUAUGUUGAUUUUGUGGAAUUUUGACUGUUGGCAACAUGUUGGUAAGACACAAGCAAAGUGUUACUGUAACUAAGUUAUUUUUAAAGUUAAAAUAUAUUUUUAUGUGCCUUUGGCUUUUUAUUGCAGAGUCUACAUUUUAUAGAUACUACAGCAAAUGUCAUUUGACUUGAUUCCAUUGUGGUUCCAUUGUAAGCUGCGUAUGUGUAUGUUUGGAAAAGUGUAUUCAUACUUUAGCUUUAUUUUCUUUUUUCUUCACCUGUUAAACUUUUCAUAGCAGCCAUCAAUGGAUUGUCAAGUGUAAAGGCACAGGUUACUCACGACGCUUCUGCAGAGACUGUGGGCUACACCACAUAAUGUUCUUUGGAAAUAUGGGUAUUUUAGUACAGUACAUACUUGCAUUACAUAGGUACUUCAUAC
Pteronotus mesoamericanus is the source of this 2290-nucleotide messenger RNA. RefSeq names its product CDC42 effector protein 3 (gene CDC42EP3). Gene Ontology annotation, molecular function: small GTPase binding. Gene Ontology annotation, biological process: positive regulation of pseudopodium assembly; regulation of cell shape; positive regulation of actin filament polymerization. Bases 536 to 1300 code for a protein of 254 amino acids. Lineage: Eukaryota; Metazoa; Chordata; Mammalia; Chiroptera; Mormoopidae. The transcript is spliced from 2 exons. Gene Ontology annotation, cellular component: cytoplasm; membrane. The record is from RefSeq and is a predicted model, not a curated record.